CCUUGGCCUCCCAAAGUGCUGGGAUUACAGGCGUGAGCCACCACUCCUGGCUCAGCUAGCUUUUCAAAGGACAGGGAUAGGACAGCUCCCUGCCCUCUUUUGGAUAUUUGGAUCUGUAACCUCCAGAAAUUCAAGCUGAAGUAGUUGGAGGUGGGAGAGGAAUGAGUAAUGCCUCCCUUUGACAACUGCCUGGGUUGGGUCUGCCAGCCAGAAACUGCCAGGAUAGCAGCAAGGAGACAUAGAGGAAAGAGCAGACAGCAACCAUGUUGGACUCAGGCAGUCAUGGGUUUGAAUCCUAUCUCUGUCACCACCUAGCCUGAUGACAUUGGGCACAUUAUCCUGAGCACCCUGUGCCUUAUCUGUAAAAUGGAAACAAUUAUGCCGACUUUUCAGGGUGGUUUUAAGGAUUAGAGACUAGCUCCUGACACAGUAGGUAAUCGUAAAUUGGUACUAUUAUGUGGCCCAACCCCUCGUUAUGGGACAGAACGUCUAACGGAUGGGUCAGAACCUGCGCCCUCCGGAUCUUAGAGGAUACAGAGGGCUCCCGCGGCCUCCUCCCUCACGGAGGUGGGGACAAGGUGGAGGAAGGGCUGCAGGAGGAGGAGCUCAAGCAUCACGACCCGCCCUGUCCCGUCCAGUCUGGCCUGGGCGCCGCGGGAACGCUGUCCUAGCCGCCGCCACCCAAACAGCCUGUCCUGGUGCCCCGGCUCCCUGCCCGGAGCCCAGUCAUGACCCUGCGCCCGUCACUCCUCCCUCUCCAUAUGCUGCUGCUGCUGCUGCUCAGUGCGGCGGUGUGCGGGACUGAGACUGGGUUCGAAACCGAAAGCCCCGUCCGGACCCUCCAAGUGGAGACCCUGGUCGAGCCCCCCGAACCAUGUGCGGAGCCAGCUGCUUUUGGAGACACGCUUCACAUACACUACACGGGCAGCUUGGUAGAUGGACGUAUUAUUGACACCUCCCUGACCAGAGACCCUCUGGUUAUAGAACUUGGCCAAAAGCAGGUGAUUCCAGGUCUGGAGCAGAGUCUUCUAGACAUGUGUGUGGGGUCUAGGUCAGUGGGACCCAAGGGCAUCCAAAGCCUCUGUGCCUCUUGCACUGUUGCUUUUGUUGGAGGAGCUGAGAGAGAAGCGAAGGGCAAUCAUUCCUUCUCACUUGGCCUAUGGAAAACGGGGAUUUCCACCAUCUGUCCCAGAUUCAAGCCUUGGACAAAAUGCAUUGAGAGUCUAACCCUCUCCAUCCCUCUGCCUCUCCAGCGGAUGCAGUGGUGCAGUAUGACGUGGAGCUGAUAGCAUUGAUCCGAGCCAACUACUGGCUAAAGCUGGUGAAGGGCAUUUUGCCUCUAGUAGGGAUGGCCAUGGUGCCAGCCCUCCUGGGCCUCAUUGGGUAUCACCUAUACAGAAAGGCCAACAGACCAAAAGUCUCCAAAAAGAAGCUCAAGGAAGAGAAACGAAACAAGAGCAAAAAGAAAUAAUAAAUAAUACAUUUUAAAAAAA
Callithrix jacchus (white-tufted-ear marmoset) is the source of this 1493-nucleotide messenger RNA. It is a transcript of the gene FKBP11, whose product is annotated as FKBP prolyl isomerase 11. Gene Ontology annotation, molecular function: peptidyl-prolyl cis-trans isomerase activity. The record is from RefSeq and is a predicted model, not a curated record. Gene Ontology annotation, biological process: protein peptidyl-prolyl isomerization. Gene Ontology annotation, cellular component: endoplasmic reticulum. NCBI's taxonomy places the organism in Eukaryota, Metazoa, Chordata, Mammalia, Primates, Cebidae.